UACAAAUUAUUGAAAAUAAAUUAAAUCCAUGUUAUUUAUUAAAAAUAUUGAAAAUAAAGUAAAAAUUUUUACUUUAAAUUAAGAAAAAUUUAAAUAAAAUUAUUUUAGUGCUAGUGUUACAUUUUUCUGGUAAAAUUAAAAGCAGCCGUGGCUUAAAAGUGUUUCUUGCGAAAAAAAUUGUGUUUUUCGAAAAAAAAUUAAAUAAAUUAAUAAUUUUCUUAAGUGCUGGCUUAAUAAAAAAAUUUUCACCACGGAGUCCUGGGAUUUACAUAGUAUGGACGUCAAUAUGGAUAUAUUACCAAGUGGGAAUAUUUUCAGCGAAUUGGAACGCAUCUGCACAACUGGAUAUUUUUCAUCACAACCCUCGAUUGAGGAUCAAUGGCAACAGGUAAUAUUUAAAAACUUUGUACUUUCUAUUAACUCUAAGGUAUGGGUAAGCAUUAUUAAGCUAAUAAUUAAGUUGUUAAAAUAGAGUUUAAGAUCAUAGAUAUACGAUAUAUAUUGCAUUCAUAUAAACCUAGGCUCAUACCGGAAUAAACUACUAACAAAGCCAAACAGAGAGCUAAUUGUCACUAUCUGCAGUUAACUGAUUUAUAUGUAUGCUACGAUUUAAAUCAGGGAUAAGCAAAUAUAUUUCUAAUGACCUCUCCAGCUCCCUUGCGGUCACACAUAAAAAACUCAGAGCGUUUUUUCUCCAGUUCUCUUUCUUCACACAUACGUGAGCUUUUCUUGGAGUUCUUCAACUUUCAUACGAACAUAAACUCAGUGAGUAUCUUAUCGAUCUCUCACAAUCUCUUGUAAUCACAGCUCUAGUUCUCAUACUGCCGUUAACUGAUUUAUAUGUAUGCAACACGAAUUGCUACGAUUUAAAUCAGGCGUACGCAAAUAUGUUUCUAAUGACCUCUCAAGUUCUCUGGCUGUCACACAUAAAUAACUCAGAGAGCUUUUUCUCUACUUCGUUUUCUUCACACAUACGUGAGCUCUCCAGCUAUCAUACGAAUAUAAACUCAGCGAGUUUCUUAUCGAUCUAUCACAAUCUCUUGUAAUCAUAGCUCAGAGAGCUUUUUUCUAAUUCUCAUACUCUCCUGCUCAUACAAGUAUAAACAAUGAACAAGGUCAGUUAGAGAGCUUAUUUGUGAAUUUUUGCCAAUAAUAAGUAUACAACAUAAACUAUUACGAUUUCUGGCUCUCCUGCUCAUAGAUCAAAGAUCUCAAGCCCUCAUGCUCUCUUGCUUUCAUACGAUCGUAAGCUUGGGGAGCCUUUUAACAAGUUCUCAUGUUUAAAACAUAAACAAAACAAGACAGAAAGCUUAUUUAUUACUCUCUGCUGCUGCCUGGUAUAAAUACAAGUAUCUCUUUGAUGUAUAUCGAUCACUGAUCUACAGUUUUAAGGAACACAGCAAGAAUACUACAUUUGCUGAGGUUACACAUUAUUUCAAAUAAUUGAAGUUAUUGAAAAAAAAUUUUAUAGACUUUUUCCAUUA
Molecule: messenger RNA, 1484 nt
Organism: Lucilia sericata (common green bottle fly)
Lineage: Eukaryota; Metazoa; Arthropoda; Insecta; Diptera; Calliphoridae
Product: Krueppel-like factor luna
Exons: 2
Coding region: 275-472 (65 amino acids)
Source: RefSeq, a predicted model, not a curated record